AUGAAGAAUAUCAGGCACGCAAGUUGCACCAGCGUCAAGAAACUUGGGUCUGCAUACACGUCGCUCAAAACGACGGCGCAUUGCAGACUUUUGCCUGCCGCUUUUGCUCUCGUCUCGUCACGUUUCAUCAAUUUUCGUUCAUUUUUUUGUUUUUUCUUAUUUCCAACGCUUUAUUGAAAUACUCAAACUAAUAAGAAAACUUCAGAGAUGCCGUUUUCGACCUUCUCGUCCCACGUCGACAUCAACCUUCUCGUGCCAGAGGCUGAUGGUGAGGUGUCCCUUGGCGCUCUCCCGGUGAGUUUUUACUUGUUAAUGACUUAAAAAAGAGAAAAACUCAAGUUGUGAUGGUUUGUAUGGAACUCAAAAUGGAUCACUACGACUUUUUUUUGUGAAUUCAUAUAACUGUAAGUAUUUGACGUUGCCUCAAACUGGCUGAGAAAAGUCGUUUGUACAAAUUAUGUCGGUGUCGCAAAUUUGAGCAUGAAUCUUUCAGUUGCGCCCUGCGGUCUGGCCGCCUGCGCCGCCCGUGCCUCGUUGGGUGGCUGAGCGCGAGGCUCAGGUCGCUGCUGCUGCUGCUGCGUCGGCCUUGCGUCGGGCCUGGCUGCCGGUUGCUGCUGAGGCUGCUGCUGCCGGCGCUCGUCGUUUGAGCGCCCGCUGA
Molecule: messenger RNA, 658 nt
Organism: Caenorhabditis auriculariae
Lineage: Eukaryota; Metazoa; Nematoda; Chromadorea; Rhabditida; Rhabditidae
Source: the annotation of a GenBank genome assembly